Cloeon dipterum is the source of this 1594-nucleotide messenger RNA. RefSeq names its product ribitol-5-phosphate xylosyltransferase 1-like. Gene Ontology annotation, molecular function: ribitol beta-1,4-xylosyltransferase activity. Gene Ontology annotation, biological process: protein O-linked glycosylation via mannose. The record is from RefSeq and is a predicted model, not a curated record. Bases 174 to 1346 code for a protein of 390 amino acids. The transcript is spliced from 6 exons. Gene Ontology annotation, cellular component: Golgi apparatus. NCBI's taxonomy places the organism in Eukaryota, Metazoa, Arthropoda, Insecta, Ephemeroptera, Baetidae.
ACUCGAGGAAGAAGCAGUAACACAAAAGGUAGUGACGGUGGGUGUGUCCAUUUCGCAGACUCUCAUCUGUCCAUCAUCGGCUUUGGAGCUCGGAAAUCUGAAAUUUCGUUGAUUUCGGCUCUACUCUGCAUCGUGCAAUGCCCUGAAGAGUUAGCUGGACCUUUCAGGUCGUCAUGCGGUCAAUUUGCAACUGCAGAAGACUCGUUUUCGUGCUCUCUGGUCUAUAUUUACUCUGCAUUUUGAUCGCAACCCGGAAACUUUAUCAGCUUUCGAUAACAAACCACAACAACGCUGCUCAUGUGACCCAUCGAAGCGGCCCUCAUCUAGUCGAAAUUUGGAGCAAAGCUUCGAUCGGGGACUACCUAUGGAGCCACAUUUUGAAUGGACCUCUGCUGGCGCCGAAUGGGCCCUUGCUGAACACGGCCAACCUUGUUUAUAAAGACAUCCACUUCUCUUUCAAAUCUGGUCCAGGACUGGUGCCAGCUACAGCGCCUAAAAAUGUGACUCACCUGGUCAUCGUCUUGAACGGCAGAUCAGAAAAUAAGAUCGAACAAGCAAGAGUGUGGCUUGAUUCUAUGCCAGCUUUUGAAGAUCUGCGCACCCUGGCAGUUAUUCUGCUUGGCGACGAAAAGUGUAACAACGAAUGGAUCCUGCUCUACUUGAAAAAGAAUGGCGGAUCAAUCGAUUUUGUAUUUGUCACCUAUGACUCUCUCUUGGUUGACGGAGAGAGCUUUUACCAAUGGCCUUUAGGAGUAUCUGUCUACCGCGGCUUUCCAAACGUGAACCCAGCGAGCUUGGAUUUGACAUAUCCACGAGAGUACACAUGCAACUUUCUCGGCACGAUUUAUCCUAAUUCCUCCCGCGAGAGGCUGAGCAAAUUCAUCAAGGGCUCAAGCAGACUGCAAAAAGAAUGCUUUAUUGCAGGAAGAGAAAAGUGGCAACCUUUGGAAAACGAGCAGUCUCGGCAGCUAUACCUGGACACGAUUCUCCAGUCCGACCUGACGCUCAGCCCUGUGGGCCAAAACACUGAGUGCUAUCGCAUUUAUGAAGCACUGUCGCUUGGUAGUAUUCCUGUGGUAGAGGAUAUAAUGACGCCUGGAGCAUGUGAUGCCUCCAGCGAAGCCUCUCCACUUAGAUUGCUCAAGAAAAUGAAUGCUCCAAUGCUCUAUCUUAAGGAUUGGAGUCAGCUAGAGGAGGUGUUGGAAAGUGAAACUUUGCUUAGCAAGGAGGAGAAAAUCAGCCGGAGGAAAAGUGCCGUGCGAUGGUAUGAAGAGUUUAAACACUCCAUCAAAAAGAUCUUUGUGAAUGUGCUACGAGAGCGGUGGUUUGAUUUGAAGGCAGACUAAUUUUGAUGAAUCAUUAGACUGAUAAUUUUGCAUUUUAAAAAUGUAGAUCUGAAAUUCUAUUUGGAUCUAGAUAAUGCUCAGCUCAUGUAUUACUUGCUAUCAUUUAUGUUCGAUCAAACACACUAUUUGUAUAUAAUUCAAAUCCAAGAAUUUGAUCUCGUAGAGUUAGGCCUGCAGUCAUUUUUUACUUAAAUCUACUCAAGCUAUGUAGCAAAAAAUAAUAAAAAUGCUUCAAACUAACUAGAGAA